UUCUUUCAUUAAGAGCAUACAUAUAAAACAAAUAUUAAUUAUUUAGGAUAUAUUUCAUUUUACUAAAACACAUAACUCGGUACAAUACUGUAUUUGAGUUUAUUUUGAGUUAAAUGCUACCUACAUAAUAAACAUUUCGUAGUCCUAAUUUCCUAUGCCUAUGCUAUUUUACAAAGCCGCCGGCAACGUGUGUGAACAGGCGAUUAUUGAUUUGUUAUAAGUUAUUAAAUCCUGUGUAGUUUAAAUUCAGUUCGGUUUAUCUUCUAACCAGUGUUAAGAUAGCUUAUUGGAAAUGUCAGGCAUGGGAAAUCAUGGUCGUAGACGAUCUAAUAUGUCUUUAGAUGGACAACAGUCUCUUCUGACUGCUAUCAAUCGAUUCGUACAAGCCGUCGACAUGAUGGACGACACAGUGAUGAUUCCUUGUCGUCUUCGGGACAUUCCUGUUGAAUCAAUGUCUAUUUCUAAUAUGCACGAAGAAAACAACAACAAAGCAGUUGUCCCAGCUAUACCGGUGAGUGGCGAUCUCUACCAUUUUUAUGCAAUGCUCCAUGCAAUUCGAUCGGAGAUCACAGCAGGCCCACCCAACAUAAACGACGAAGAACAAAACGACAACACUGACGACUCAGUUGAAGAAGACCCCAUCGGAGAAAAUGCUAAAAAGACCGCUGCAGCUUUCAGAUAUCACCUACGAGGUUUAUUUGGACUUUUACAUCAAAUGACAGAAACUGCUAAAUAUCUAAGCAGCAGGUAUGAAAGUGAGGUUACGUCAACACAAAAUGGAAUUUCAUCCGUGUCUUCAUUCAAUAUGUAAAUUUUCCUAAGAUCUUAUUUCGUCUUUCACCUCAUUGUCACGAAUCUGUCCUCGAUACAUCAGUUGUAAAUAAAUAACAUUAGAUCUACAGCAUGACUGCAGUAUAAAAGAAUUCUCCAGAAUAAGAACACUAUGAGCUGUAUGUAAACCUACUUUCUUCAUAUUUUCAAACCCAAAAGCAGGUGAGAAGUAAAUCUAGAUUUCUAGUCUAGAAUCUGUCAAAGUAAGAUGAACAUCAGGUAGUCUAGAUCUAAUUUAGAUUCUAGAUUUCACUAGAUUUUUAUAUUGAUUCCAACCCAGUACUGAACUUGUUCUUCAACUUCAUUUUAAAAAGUGAAAAAUCAAAAAAAAAAACGAAGUUUUAAAUCUGCAUUUCCUAACAAAUAUGGACACAAGUUUCCCAGGAUACCACUGAUCACCUAAUGUGACUAAUACCGGCUCUGUGACCCACAUCAGGCAUAAAGUGAAUGUAUUUGAGUUCUCUCAGGAAGUUUUAGAUUUAAUAUUUGGUUUCCAAGUUCAAAGACUUGCUUUUCCAAUUAAAUUUGAUGACUCCUUGUUCCAAGAUUUGUCUGACGAAGCACAGAUGGUUUCAACAAGUUUUUUCAUGACACUAUUUAUUUCAUCUAGACUCUUCUAGUUACAUCUUCCUAUUUUAUAGUACAGUAAAGCAAGAGAAUAAUAAGCAUGACAGAUGUGUUAGUGAAUCAAACUGACUGAAUGAGAAUGACUGCUUCAUACAUUAGUAAUGUUGAUGUCCUCUAAACUAUUUGUAUUGAAUUUGAACUUAAAGUCAAAGUGCAAUACCAAUGUUAUAGUGUACCGUUAUGUAACACUAUGGACUGAAUUUUGAUUUGUUACUUAAAUUACAAGUUACUAUGCUUUUAUUUAUGUCUUGUGUUUAACUAUUGAAACAAUGGUACUGUAUAGCUAUGGAAACAAUGUUAAACUGAAUUUUAGAAUUUGAUGAAAUAGAUAAUUUAUAUUCUUAAUAUUAUCAAUAUGAAUUACUAAUUCAUUACUUUUAUCAAUAUCAUACCCAAACACAGGGUUAAUUAAAAGUUGGGGUUUGUUUUUAUAGAGCUAUGCAAUAAAUUGUGGUAUGACUAAGCCAAUAUUGAUUAUUGCUACUUGAGAAUUAAUUGUCAAGUCUCAAAUUAUGGUAAGGUAUAUUGAUGCUCUGUGGUCUGAAUUGGCACUGAUCAGACUCACUUGUUGAACAGUUUUUUUAGAGACAUUCCCUGUUAAGUGUUUUUUACUGUAUUCAGGCUAUAGGGGGUGCCAUUUAUGACUGAAUUAACGACUAAUUACUCCAAUUAGCCACUUAAUAAGUAAUACAGCCAUGGCUUGGUUACUUAAACACAGCUUGAAUCAUUGCAUAUUACCUUCAUUAAUCAAUUAUAACCAUCAUUUAUUUAUAUUAAUAUCUACAUUCUAAGAAAAAAACUGAGGUUUUUUUGAGAUACCUGAUAAUUUGCAGCAUGUUUUUUUCUGUAGAUAUUAAAAAGAUUUAUGAAUUUUAGAAUUAUUUUUUAAAAGAACAUUAAUUUUUUUUGUAAUUGUUGUAUUGUUACAAUAUGUACACCAUCAGUAAUAAUAUCAGCAUUUGAUAGUUAAAGUUAAGUGGAUAAUUUCUCAUUGAAACUAUCUGGAAAAAAAAAUGUGUGUUUUAUACUUGUACUAUUUCUAAAAAGGUAAAAAUUUUGAGAUAUUGGGUUGGCAAAAAUGUGUACUUAAUUAUCUUAGAGAUUUUUUAGUUUCUGGAAUGUUCUGUCAAGUAUAAAAAAAAAUAAAAAAAUAACUUUCACUGCCGCUGAUUUUGUAUAGUAUUUAGGCAAGUUAUUUUAAAAUUGGUAUAACCUGGUAGAAAAGCUUAUUAUCAUUGAUCUGAAUAAAUGGAUAGUUCUUGUGUCAACUGUUUGCUAUACUACACACAAGCCAGUAUAUAUGUAUUAUAUAUAAAUAGUGGUGUGUUACAUACAUUUUUAAUAUAUAAGAAGUUUUAAAUAAGAAUAUCAACACACUGUAUUUUUUUAUGUAAAGAAAACUACAUAUCAGAUAUGAUUUUUUUGGAAAGUGUGUCUGGUUAUUAUGGUAUCUUUUUAAAAAUGGUGUUAGGUUUCUGGUAGUACACUAAUCACUACUAUGACAUGUUAAUGUCAACAUACCCUACCCAAACCUUAAUUUCUGACCCUAACAUUUUACAAUACUAACAACAACCUAACACCUAUUUUCAUUAAGAGGCCAUUGUCAGAAAAUAGUAGCAAGAAACAGUGGGGUGUUUAUGUUGUGAGUUGAUUUAACAAACUGGUUAUUGUUUUGUAAAAAUUUAACUUAUAACUCAUAUUGUAAUUUUUGGUUAGAGAUUUUAAAAAAUUAAACAUGUUAGACAUAACUAACCUGUUCUACUUUCUCUUUUUAAAUCGGGUAUGUAUUUAAAUUUUGUACAAGUUUGAAAUUCUAACUACUAACCCUCUUUAUUUUUUUUCAAAUUACCUUUUUAAAUUUGCUUGUUGAUGAAAAGUGAAAGAAUGUUUCUAAUUUAAUGUUUAGGAUUUUUCAAGCUGGUUUGGUAUUUUUUCUUCUCUAUAUAUUGUUUGUAUUUGCAGAUAAGUUUAAGUCUAGAAAAUUGUCAUUUAUUUCAGACAAAAUUAUACUAGACCCAGUGACUAAUAUGUGAGUGACUGACGCAAGAUAUUGCACACCAAUAUGUUUCAAUUUGCACUUAUCUUGCUGCUGUGUAGCUUAUUUAUAUCACUAUAGUGUUUGAAACUAUUUAUUCCCAAUGAAGAAUGAAUACCUGAUAGUUAAAACAUGUUUAAAAAUUUUUGUUUUUUUGUGUUGAAAUUGGGGGGAAAGUUUUUGCUUAGUGAGGUUUAAAAACUUUUCUGAUUAGUAGGCUAUAUUUUGUCCACGAUUUUUAUUUGUCACUCUGCCUAAAGAAGUGUUUACUGAUGUAGACAAUAUUCUGAUAAUUGCGGAGUGAUAAAUCAUGGCCUGACCACCUCAUGUACCUGACCUAGUGACUAGCUUGUGUACCUUGGCCUACAUAAGCUGAAGUGCAGUCUUUAGAACAUUCUAGUAACUAGGACAAAUAUUUAUAGAUGCAGUCACCUGCGCUUAUCCCUCCCCUCCCAUGAGGUCAGGAAUGCAGUGGUCACUUAACCCUAUCCCUACAAGGCGGGUCAAAUUGACCCGACACUGCUACAUUUUAGUUAAUUACUGGUCAACCACUGGACCAAUUGUUUUGAGCUUCUAGAUAUGCUACCUACACAUACAAUGCUUGAUUUCAGCAUAAAAAUGAAUGUUUAAUUUUGCACGUGUGCAUGAGGGUGAGCAGGUUUAGGUUCACUAUUCCUCUCCCUACUAACAUGGGUCAAAUUGACCCGUAUACUUUUAUAUAGAGAAAAACUCUACUAGAGCAGGGGAAAGUGGUAUAAAUCUAUAGAAGUUUCAAACAACUUCCCUUGGGGCUAGACCUUUUGGGCUCAUAAGUUUGUAUCCCUUCCUGCCUUACUGAAGACAGCAAUAAGAAACAUUUUAUUCAGCGCCGAAGCGCAACAAUCCUUUGUUCAACAUUGUUGAUAGCAUGUUUUUAGACUCAACCUUGUUGUUACAAAUGAAACUAGUGGAUUGCUAGGUUUGGGCCUACUCAUUGAGAAGUUGUAAGGAAAGAUGUACCAACUGAUGACUGCAUGGGUUCAUUGGCUACUGUAUAAUUUCGAAAGCGAUGAAUCAGACCUGAACUUAUUUUUGCUGCUGAAUUUGGAAAUUAGGGCCAUACUGUCAAUAAAGUAUUUAGGAUAUAAUCAAGAUACAGCAGGAAGCCAAUAUUGAUUUGUAUCUAUGCAGUCUUUUGCGACAAAAGCCAUCUGAUGAGGUCAGUUUUCUGGUCCAUAGAUGUUAGACCAUGUCACCUCAGACAGUCCAACCAUAGUUGGGUAAAAUAGGACCAACUCAUUGACCAGCUUUCACAUGGAAAGUACAUGGAACCAUAUUUCGAUAAAUCAAUGGAUAUUGAUAUAGAGAUAACUAAUGUAUCAAUCUCUGGUAACUUUGUACUUUACAUUGAACUAAGUUUUUGGCUACUAAUCUGUGUCAAGCAUGCAUAUUGAUGCAAAAAUGAUGACAUCAAAAUGGAAAGACUGCAUAAAAUCAUCCAUGUAUGGCUCUAGCAACAUGCCCCAAUGGGCAAACUAAGUGGUAGCUAAUGACCAUAUUUUUCAAUUUUCAACUAAUGUCUCCAAUAAGUUGAAAUACAAAGUGACAGCUAUUACAAAUAGACAGCAGCAGAUUUACAAAAUUUGUAUAUUGUCAAAAAAGUUGGUUCUGUCCCAAGUUGAGCAUUGAGUAUAGAGAACUAUGUCCAAGCUACUGCAAUUCACAUUAGAUCAAAUAGUAAUAGUAGACAAAAAGAAGCCUUCUGAAACCACCCACUGAGUGUUGGGCCCAAUAGCGUCAUCCAAAAGUUAUUAUGCAAGAUACAUGUUAGAUGGGAAAAUAACUAUUUGUUAAAUAUAUAGGUUCUAUCUCUAGUCUAUAUAGCUUUACUGUGCAAACUGAUAAUAAUUGUGAUUAAGUUUUCUUGCAUAUGAAAAAUAAAUUGAUAGUAAAGGUAUACGAUUUUAUAUUUAGUAACGUCUAGUUUUAUUUAUGCCUAAAAAGUAUAAUAAUAAAUUACCUAAAACUAAAAUUUAGUGUAGAAAUGUAUAAACUAUAAUAUUAGUGUCCAUCUAUCAUUGAAAUAAUAGUUGUGCUAUAAAAAAUAUACAUAUGCAAUAAUAGAUUCUUAUAUAUAAAGUAUACGGGUCAAAAUGACCCGCCUUGUAGUCGAAUACAGUGAAAUAGGGUUGUAGGGAUAGGGUUAACAUCCAGAUCUCUGUGAGAAAUAUUUGUGUGAAUAAUAAGAAUAUUUUGGAUAUGUGUGGAUGUAGAAUAUUUAGUAGUUAGCUAGUGGUUACAAUUGAAAUGUAGUUUGUGAAUGUGAUGAAAGUGUAUGCAGUUGUUGAGUGCUCUAUGACAAGUGUAGCAAAAGAUUUGGUUAAUGUGAAGAUCACAUUGUUGAAUGAUAUUACUGCACACAACAAAGGUUUUGUUUGAUUAUUGUACUCAAACCAAGUGUUUCAGUUACUUCUUGAGGAUAAAUGUUCUUUUGUAACGAUACAAUUUGUUUAGAAACAUUAAACUUAAUUUCUUGAGAA
Messenger RNA from Physella acuta, 6012 nucleotides. RefSeq names its product mid1-interacting protein 1-B-like. Gene Ontology annotation, cellular component: cytosol. Lineage: Eukaryota; Metazoa; Mollusca; Gastropoda; Physidae. Gene Ontology annotation, biological process: regulation of lipid biosynthetic process. The record is from RefSeq and is a predicted model, not a curated record.